UUACGACAUCCAGAGCUUAAUCGAGCGGCGUCUAUGGCGUCCACUAUUCCGCCGUGGUCUGAAAUCCCACAAGACAUCCUAGGCCUCGUCAUCGACCGCCUCUAUUCCUCCCCUGUCCAGACACGCUUCUCCGCGGCGUGGUCUAAAAUCUUACUCGCCGUCCCUGUCGCUGCCGCCAACCGCCGUGGCUUCCAGCACCUGUGCCGCCGUACCCGGGACUCGGCCGCUGCUGACCGUGCCCGCUUCCGCGCCGUGUGUCGCUCAUGGCGUCUGGCAAUGCGCCACCACGUUUCGAAGACACCUGGGGCGUUGCCAUGGAUUGUCAUGUCAGACGGCUCGUUCUUCACACACUCCGACGGUGGCUGCAGCGCGCCACGCAGUCUCCCUUCCCUGCCAAAGAACGCAAGAUGCAUUGGGUCCACUGAUGAGUGGCUGGCCCUUGACUGCACUGAUGCAGAAAACGUGCAUGCCUACUUCUUGCACAAUCCUUUCUCCAACACGAUGGUGCCGCUCCCCGAGUUGAGCCCUAUCAUCGGUAAUGUCUCUGAGUUUUUCGAGGUCCGCAAAGUGCUAUUGCGGUCAAGCCCCCGUGACAUCGUUGCUCUCAUGACCAACAACUCUAAUUAUCCCAUCAUAUUAAUCCGACCAGGGAAGGGUGUGUGGUUGCCUAAACCGGAUACAACACCCUUCAACCUCAUCAUUGAUAUUGUUUUUCUUGAAGGGAAACUCUACGGCAUCACUCAGGCCGAGGACCUUGCCUCUGUCAGUAUUCAUUUUGAUAACUAUGGCGUACCGACCGUCACCAUUACAGAGCGCCUCAUCGAACACCCACCCUUGAAAAAUUGCGAUUUUGAUGUAUGGAGCGAUCUUGAUGAAAAGUUGGAGGCCAACGAUGGUAUGGGUGAUAGGGAUGAGGUUGAGAACGGUGGCGAGGACCAUGAUGAGGAACUGAAUGAAGUGGAUGCUCGCGCACGUGCCUUAUAUGAAUUCAAAAAGAAAACCGGUGAUGGCAUGAUUCUCGAAGGCACGACCUAUUUGGAAGAUAGUGAGGUGCCAUAUGAGCCCAAGGAUCUCAUCUCGGUCAAUUGGUACUUGAUCGAGUCUCGUGGAAAGUUGCUCAUGGUGAGACGACAAGUGGAAUGGCCUCUAUACAGUUUAAGCUUCACUCGCAAGGUGGAGGUUUUCGAAGCGAAUACCAGUGCAGGUGCAUGGGUGCCAGUUUCAGGUGGGAUAGACAGUCAAGCGCUUUUCAUUAGCAGCCGCUUUAGUAAAUCAAUUUGUGCUUUUGAAAAUGUGAAACAGGACACUAUCUACUUUAUCGACACAGGUGAAAUGUUCAACACCAGAUCACAAAGUAUGAGCCCACCGCAAAGGGACAUCGAUCGCCGACAGUCAAUGUGGAUCUUUUCCCCAGAGAUUGUGGUUUAAUAGUUUUUGUAAUAAUCUAGGGUUAGUUAGAUAAAUGGUCCACAUGUAUAUUUUCAUGGAAAAAGUCUGAAAAAAACCUUGAUUUCAUAGCCGAAGUCUGAAAUGAACCCUGAACUUCAAUUCUCUGAAAUCAGCACCCUAUCUUAUCUAAUAUACCGGCUUAUCCCGAACCUUUUUGGCUGAGAAGGUGUUUGUCUCUGCCGGGAUUGCACACGUGACAGAAAUUAGGGUGAAACCGAAAAGUUUUG
Molecule: messenger RNA, 1676 nt
Organism: Triticum aestivum (bread wheat)
Lineage: Eukaryota; Viridiplantae; Streptophyta; Magnoliopsida; Poales; Poaceae
Exons: 1
Coding region: 34-1428 (464 amino acids)
Source: RefSeq, a predicted model, not a curated record